Ciona intestinalis (vase tunicate) is the source of this 1967-nucleotide messenger RNA. The record is from RefSeq and is a predicted model, not a curated record. NCBI's taxonomy places the organism in Eukaryota, Metazoa, Chordata, Ascidiacea, Phlebobranchia, Cionidae.
UCGCAUAACACAAUACCUCUUGUGAGGUCAUUUACUGAUCGAAGAAUAUUUUGGCCUUUAAUUUUACUCUUUUUCUUCACUAUGCUUGUGCUCUGCAUUGCAAUUAAACUAAAGAAAUCGAAGGAUCAUUAUGAUUCAGACUUGCGACCUCUUGUGUUGGGAACAUCUAUGUUGGUGUUGCCGUUUAUACCAGCGUCAAAUUUGCUUUUUCCUGUUGGAUUCGUCAUUGCGGAACGUGUUCUUUAUCUACCCAGUGCUGGUUUCAUCGUUUUACUAUGCCUGGCAUGGAUUAAAGUCGGAGUUAAACUUCCAAAAUGGAAGAAAUCUUUAAACCGUAUGAUGGCGCUGCUGAUCAUCUUUUAUUUUAUACGGACAAUGAUGAGAAACAUGGAUUGGAUUUCUAGGAAGUCUUUAUUUCUUUCAGGUCUACAAACAAACCCAGCUAAUCCCAAGAUCCGGUAUAAUUGGGCUAACUAUCUAAGAGACAGCAACCGGUCGGUAGAUGCUGCUACUGAGUAUGAAGAAGUACUUCAACUUUAUCCUGGAUACGUUGCGGCAAUGAACAACCUCGCUACUAUAUUGGAGGAAACGCCAACUACUGCGAGAAAGGCAGAAGAAUUAUACGUGAGAGUAAUUCAAAUGCGACCGUGGCAUGAAAAUGCGUACAACAAUCUUGCCAACCUGCUUGUAAAACGUGGAAAAUAUGACGAUGCAGUCAACGUACUUGUGCGUGGAGUUCGAUCUUCCACCAAUUACAUGACACAUGCACAAAACUUGGCACGCGUUCUUGUGUCACGAGGAAAAGUCGACAAAGCGGAACAAAUAUACAAACAUAUAGUUGACCAUUUUUGUUUCAAGAAAUCCAAACGAAAUUGCAAUGCCCAGGUCACUGGUUUAUUACAAGAUUAUGGGAGUUUGCUGGCCAAUAAAGGAGACCGGAGAGAAUCAUUGAAAAUGUAUAAACUUAGCUUUCAAUCAAACUCAAGCAACUUGGAAAGUAUGGCAAAGUUUGCUAACGCAUUAGCUGAAGCAGGACGAGUGGAGCAAGCAACACAACUUAUUACUUAUGCCGUUGGAAAAAACAAAGAACAUGUCGUUGAUAUGUGGAAAAUUGCUGCAACAUUUUGGAAAAUGAACAAAUUAAAAGAGAGCAAACGAUUAUACGAAGUGUCUGUGAAACUGCACCCGGAAAACCUGGAACUUAUUGGACAAUAUGCCGCAGUUUUAUUCGAAACUGGAGAACACGCUCCGGCAGUAAAACUGCUGAAAAACCUGACCGCAAGAGAUUCCGAAUGUCAAAGUGAAGGCGUGUGGAGAAACUUUGCUUCAAUCCUGGGAAGGCUUGGAAAACACGAUGAGGCUAUAAAGUUAUUACUCCGAUGCUUGGAAGGUUUGGAAUCAGUUACCAAUAAUUCUGUGAGUGAAAUAAACGUAAGGAAAGGAAAAAUAAAAUGUCAACUUGGAAAACACAAACGUGACCUUUCCAUCUUAUUUUCUCGUCGCAAUAAAAUAGAAGAAGCAAACACCCUGUGGAACCAAUCUCUACAGGAUUUGGAAGAAGGUUCGAGUCUCAACCCUGGUGACAAAGAUUGCCCAAUUACUCUGAAACAAAUGACAAACCAAAACACUUCAACAUGAUUGUAUUAUUACUAUGUGGCUUAAACAUGUAAAUUGAUAAAGCAAAAGCACUGCGGGGUAAGAUGGGACACCGUUUGCAUAUGAUAUCUAAAUAUCUUGAUCAUGUUUUAAACAACGGUCUAUAGGAGUCGUGGGAAUGAGGUUUUAAAAUUCGUUGAAUUUUCUUAAUAAAAGAUGUCCCAUCUCCCCCACCCUACUAUGUAUGUGUAUUAUUCGAAAAAGAGUGCAAGUCAGUAGGAUAUCUAUGUAAGAAAGAAUGAUAAUGUUAUCGGGUUUUUAACAUUUCUUUUAAAACCUUAAUUUUACGACAUAAACACUUGUCACAUUUG